Molecule: messenger RNA, 660 nt
Organism: Naegleria lovaniensis
Lineage: Eukaryota; Heterolobosea; Eutetramitea; Acrasida; Naegleriidae
Exons: 4
Coding region: 1-660 (219 amino acids)
Cellular component (GO): endosome
Molecular function (GO): GTP binding; GTPase activity
Source: RefSeq, a predicted model, not a curated record
AUGGAUUGCGACGUGCUAUACAAAGUUGUUGUUAUUGGUGAUUCCGGUGUUGGAAAAUCUAACCUCAUCACCAGAUUUACUCAAAACAAAUUCACAAAGGAUACUAAACCAACCAUAGGAGUUGAGUUUGGCGCCAAGUCAAUUGAAUAUGAUGGUGUCACUAUCAAGGGACAAAUUUGGGACACUGCUGGUCAGGAACGAUUUAGAGCAAUUUCUGCUGCUUACUACAGAGGUGCUAACGGAGCUCUCAUUGUUUAUGACAUUACCAACCAAGAAAGCUUUGACAACUUGGAAAAGUGGUUCAAGGAAAUUGAAAACCAAGGUGAAAACGGAUGUAUCAAUAUCUUGAUUGGAAAUAAGUGUGACUUGAAUCAUUUGAGACAAGUUGAAACUGCAACAGGAAGAGCUUUUGCUGAGAAACAUAAUGUUCCUUUCAUGGAAACUUCUGCUUUGGAUUCAACAAAUGUCGAUGAAGCUUUUACAACUCUUUUGAAGGAAAUUUACAAGACACAAAGCCGAAAGAAUAAGAAGACAGACGAGUCCACUGGUGACGUACCAAUUGGCCCAACUGAUAAAGUUAUUAUUGACGAUACCAAUGAUGACAAAAAACCAGGAACAAAACCACAACAAGGAGGCAGUGGCGGUGGUUGUGCUUGUUAA